AUGGCAAAACACGUACAGACAUCUUUUGUUCCUCAUUUAGGGGGCAUUAAUGUUGGAUAUAGACUAUCCUUCACUGAUUCCUCUGUUCCAACUUUGGUACUCAUUAACCCGUUCACCACAACUGCCGACUACUAUCAGCCGGAAUUUGAAAGUGGGCAGCUAGCUGGAAAGCUUAAUCUUCUUGCUGUUGAACCUCUUGGUCAUGGCGCUACGCACACUAAGAGCGAAACAUAUACAUACUGGGAUUCGGCAAUUAUGACUCUACAGCUUCUGGACAUCCUUGAGAUUGAUCAUGCCUUUGUGGCCGGCACGUCCCAAGGAGGAUGGAUAGCGGCGCGAAUGGCACUUCUUUCACCACAGAGGAUUGACGGCCUUAUUCUCAUUGGGACUUCUAUGGACCUUGAAUCCCCAGAAAGUCGAGAAUUGGGGUGCUGGGACGGCCCUCAAGCCACUGCUUCAUUGGUUACAAUGAGUGCCGACAUUUCGCCCCAUGAUGAUUUCGAACCCGGCAGUGCAUAUGUCGACUUUUUAAUGCAAAUUGGCUAUGGAGAGAAAGUUACUGAAGAUUUGAAACAAAAAUGGGCCAAAUCUAUCCAGAAAAUUUAUUCGAGAGAUGCCGGAAAGAAAAUGAUCUGCAUGGCUGCUGUUUGUCUGUCCUCCCGAGACGGACUAUACGCACGCUUGCCUCAUCUCCGAUGUCCAGUGCUCUGGAUGCAGGGAACGGACGAUGUUGUUUUUAGUGUCGCCAAUGCCGAAAAGGAAAUUAAAUUGUUCACGAACGCUGCUGAGGCAAAAUUGGUUGUUAUGCAGGGUGGCGUUCAUUUUUUAAGCUUCACACAUGGAAAUGAGAUUGAAAAGAAUAUCGUAGAGUUUACCAAGCAAUGGUAG
Messenger RNA from Trichoderma virens Gv29-8, 888 nucleotides. RefSeq lists its product as uncharacterized. The transcript has 4 exons. The coding region runs from base 1 to 888 and encodes 295 amino acids. NCBI's taxonomy places the organism in Eukaryota, Fungi, Ascomycota, Sordariomycetes, Hypocreales, Hypocreaceae. The record is from RefSeq and is a predicted model, not a curated record.